GCACGCACAAAAAACAGUAUUGAUCAGGACUUCCCCCAAGACGAAUAGCUAAUGUCAUUCUUUUGAGGAUAUUAAUUUGAAUAUCGGACGCAACAUCUCCCGUCCUCUUCGAAAAACAACCCAAAACAGACGCAGAGGGUAAAACUCAUCUUGGUCAUGGCCGUGUUCAGUGGAUUGAUCGUUGGUGUAUUGCUUCUGCCUCUUUCGGCUCCGGAUAAAACAACGGAUGGCUCUCUGUGCUCUAAUAGAGGUGGUAAUCGAACAUCCAAAUAUAUGACAUAUCUUGGUUGCUACGGGUCAUUUUGUUUUGAAUCGAUGACAACAUCAACUGUCAGUCAUGUUAGUGAUAUUGACCAGUGUACCAACCGAUGCAAGAAUGGAGGCCAUUCCUUCGCAGCUUUGGCAGAACAAACCAAUUGUUCUUGUGGAAAUUUCAUCUGCGAACGAAAGAAGGUCUGUGAUUCACAUUGCGGUUUACCUUGUCUCAAUGCGGACGAUACUGGUAACAAAAUUUGUGGCGGCAAAGGAUUUCAUCAAGUAUACAAAGGUAAUUGUUUCAACUUUGCUACCUAAAUUUCAUUUCGUAAUUUUCAUUCAACUUAAAUAUCAUUUAGUUUUAACUCUUAAAUGUCUUUGUACAGGGGACUGAACACGUACCGGGUCAGCAUACAGAUUGCUUUUUAAUAUACAAUGUUUGUUAUAGUAAUGGCGAGGGAGGCGAAGAAUGUAGAUGUUUGCAUCAUGUUGAUGAUGUGAGAAGCAGAGAGAGUUUUUAAUAAUUUCAGAUUUUUUUAAAGAUGAUAUUGGUCAUGAGAAAGCGGCAACCCCCUCCCCCCGCCCCAUGAAAUAAUCCUUUAACAGUGUUUAAGAAACGAAGCAACGGAAUAAAACGGUGAGCCUUAUGAUGAGCCUUGUGACAUUCCUUGUAGGGCAUAUUUAAAUUUGGAUUUGAUACGAAAAUUAACCUCCAUCUCAACAUAUUCUACGUUAAGGGACGCACCAUUAGAUAUCCAGG
This is a messenger RNA of Lytechinus variegatus (green sea urchin), 1015 nucleotides long. RefSeq lists its product as uncharacterized. The transcript is spliced from 2 exons. The record is from RefSeq and is a predicted model, not a curated record. NCBI's taxonomy places the organism in Eukaryota, Metazoa, Echinodermata, Echinoidea, Temnopleuroida, Toxopneustidae. Bases 157 to 573 code for a protein of 138 amino acids.